Molecule: messenger RNA, 597 nt
Organism: Anthostomella pinea
Lineage: Eukaryota; Fungi; Ascomycota; Sordariomycetes; Xylariales; Xylariaceae
Source: the annotation of a GenBank genome assembly
AUGGCUCUAUCACGCCGACUCGCCAUUAUCGCCGGUGGUCUUGGCGGCCUCGGGUCCGCAACUGGCAAGAUCCUGCGGUCGCAAGGCGCGUGGCUCGCACUGCUCUACGCCCCCUUCGAAGCAAACAGGACAAAGGAGCUCCUUCGCAAAGGCUAUGGGAAAGACUUCGCACCAGAAGAAAUCCGCACCUACGAGUGCGACAUCACCUCCCCUUCAUCGGUGCAGUCGGCAUUCGCUCGAUAUCCUCAGAUCUGGCCGCGGGGGAUGCGUCCUCGGCAGCGCCGGCGUUCCCGAGCAUUCUCGAGACGAUGGAAACAUCUGAAUACCAAACUGCUGGGCCCCAUGCUCUGCAGCCAGGCUUUUGCGAGGCUCUAUCUUGCGGUGGCGAAGGCGGCAGCACCGACGGCCGCGCCCCCGGGGAGGAUCGUGAGCGUGAGUUCGCAGGCAGCCCACGUGGCACUGUGGAAGCAUGGCGCGUACUGCACAUCGAAAGCAGGACUGAUGGGUCUCACGAGGAACAUGGCAAGCGAAUGGGGACCUAAGGGUAUCACGGCGAACACCGUAUCGCCGACUGUCGCCUGGACGGAGCUAGGCUAG